AUGCGUCCCACAGCAAGACUACUUCAAUAUCAACACGCGCUUCGAAUCACGCUUUUCACUCGACAGAACUGCUCCUUGUGUACCAAUGCCAAGCAGAAUCUAUCUACAGUCUGGGACAAGAGACCAUUCAUUUACAAGGAAAUCGAUGUCAUGACCCCAGAAGCAAAGGGCUGGCGAGAUUUAUAUGAGUUUGAUACUCCUGUGAUUCACAUUAGUAGCUCAAAGAAGCCAGAAGAGCUUCCAUCGUUUUCAUCUCAGGCCCAGAAGCUCAUGCAUAGAUUCUCACCAGAGCAAGUGACUGAAAAGAUGGAUGCUGUCGAAGCUCGGGAAGACUGA
This is a messenger RNA of Lachnellula hyalina, 336 nucleotides long. It is a transcript of the gene YDR286C, whose product is annotated as Glutaredoxin-like protein. Lineage: Eukaryota; Fungi; Ascomycota; Leotiomycetes; Helotiales; Lachnaceae. Bases 1 to 336 code for a protein of 111 amino acids. The transcript is spliced from 2 exons. The record is from RefSeq and is a predicted model, not a curated record.